CUGAAGCCAGAAGGCUUUUGGAACGUGGCCAGAGAGAACUAGAUGCCGCGACUUCGUCAUCGUCGGGCCCUCAAGUCAACAUCGACAAGCUUAUCAAGAACCUAACGGAGAAACUCGGUGUGGUUCCACCUAAUAUAGUACCGGACGAGAAGGUCAUGAAGCUACUCUCGAAGUCUAGCAGUGCGUAUGUAGACUUCAAGCUUCUCAACGUCUCUAACUCUAACUCAAAUGCAAGGAAAAGAUUGAGAACCACUACAACGGGGCUGGUUGUCGAGGUAUACGAAAAACCUGAGGAUUCCCGCUCUGGCGAUAAUGGUCUCGUUCUCGACAUUAUGGGGGCUUGGACAGCGCAGUUUGGUAGAUAUGUCGCGGGCGUAUGUCUGGUCGACGAACAUGCAGCGAACAACAUCCUGACAUUUCUAUCGUAUCAGUGCGAGAUCGGCCGUAUCGCCCUGUACUCUCCGGCACGUGCGGUCGACGCUGAUCGUCAGUUCCGCAUGUCAGUCCCUGGCAUCGCAGCUACGGGAGUUCCUGUCUGGCAGUGCUAUGCGCAGGAGCACACGGCCCCCUUUUUCUCGAGGCUUCUAGCAGAGAUGGCAAACCGGCGCAUGUGGAGCACGUACCGUCAGCCAAAGGGGGGCAAAGGAAAAGGAAAAGGAAAGGGGAAAGGAUCAGGAAAAGGAAAGGGGAAAGGAUCAGGAAAAG
This is a messenger RNA of Perkinsus marinus ATCC 50983, 705 nucleotides long. RefSeq lists its product as hypothetical. NCBI's taxonomy places the organism in Eukaryota, Perkinsozoa, Perkinsida, Perkinsidae. The record is from RefSeq and is a predicted model, not a curated record. The annotation marks the transcript as partial. The transcript has a single exon.